AUACAUACACUUUAUUGCCAAAAGUAUUGGGCCCACCCUCCAUAUCAUGUGAUUCAGGUGUUCCAAUCCCCUCCAUGGACACAGGUGUAUACAAUCAAGCCCCUAGGCAUGCAGACUGCUUCUACAAACAUUGGUGAAAGAAUGGGUCGCUCUCAGGAGCUCAGUGACUCCAAGCGUGGUCCCGUGAUAGGUGGCCACCUUGGGCAAUAAGUCCAUCCGGGACAUUUCCUGGCUACUAAAUAUUCCACGCUCAACUGUUAGUGGGAUUAUAACAAAGUGGAAGCAACUGGGAACAACAGCCACUCAGCCACCAAGUGGUAGGCCACGUCACAUGACAGGGUGGGGUCAGCGCAUGCUGAAGCGCACAGUGCGCAGAAGUCGCCAACUGCCUGCAGAGUCAAUAGCUAAAGACCUCCAAACUUGGUGUGGCCUUCAGAUGAGCCCAACAACAGUGUGUAGAGAGCUUCAUGGAAUGGGUUUCCAUGGCCGAGCAGCUGCAUCCAAGCCUUACAUCACCAAGUGCAAUGCAAAGGGUCGGAUGCCGUGGUGUAAAGCACGCCACCACUGGAUUCUAGUGCAGGGGAGACGUGUUCUCUGGAGUGACCAAUCACGCUCCUCUGUCUGGCAAUGCAUGGACGUGUCUGGGUUUGGUGGUUGCCAGAAGAACAGUACUUGCCUGACUGCAUUGUGCCAAGUGUAAAGU
Staurois parvus is the source of this 703-nucleotide messenger RNA. The record is from the annotation of a GenBank genome assembly. NCBI's taxonomy places the organism in Eukaryota, Metazoa, Chordata, Amphibia, Anura, Ranidae.